AGAAUGACGCUUGCAUGUUUUGCUAGGUUUUUCUCCGAGAGGACGAGCGACGAACGGCUUGGAUGUUUUCAAAACCAGCGAUGAACGUCACACAGCCGUAGGCUACGGUUAACGUCCAGUAUUUAGGAAAUUAACUGUUAAUAUUGCGCAAUAGUCACAUAUAGCGGAACCUGAAUGAGUCGGUGGGAACGUGUAACCCCUUUUAAAGGUGCAUGAUGAACCUACUGUGCUGUAGCUGUCUAAGCUAGUCAGGUUGCCUCACCAUGGCAAAACCUGGGAGCGACAGAGAUGGAGCCAUGGUGGAUAAGCAGGCGGGGAAGAAGAGCAAAGACAAGUUGUCGCCUUUCACCAAAACUCCAAAGUUGGACCGGAGUGAAUUGCUGGGGAAGGAAGGGAAAGCAAAGUCUUCCAUGAAGCGCAAGCUCUCCUUCACUACCAGUCCGCCCCAGGCAGAGGAGCGAGACUCCGACACGGAUGACUCAGACCCAGGCCAGUCGAGUGAGACCUGGGGAGAGAGAUUAGUGCCUCCCUGCAGGAUAUACGCAGAUAAAGAUGGACCAGACAAGAAGAAGGUGAAAAAGGAAGCUGGGGGCAAGAAAUCCCAGGCACCCAACUUUUUGUUUGGGUAUCCGCUGUCGGAGCGCAAACAGAUGGCUCUCCUAAUGCAGAUGACAGCCAACAGUCCAGACUCUACACCGAGUCACCCCUCACAAACGACCCCAGUGCAGAAGAAAGUCCCCAGCAGCGCCUCGUCUCGGCAGAAAGACAAGGUCAACAAGAGGAACGAGCGAGGGGAGACUCCCCUUCACAUGGCAGCAAUCCGGGGAGACGCUAAGCAAGUUAAAGAGCUCAUUAGCCUGGGAGCUGAUGUCAAUGUCAAAGACUUUGCAGGUUGGACGCCUCUGCAUGAAGCCUGUAAUCUUGGUUACUAUGAUGUGGCCAAGGUCUUGAUAGCAGCGGGUGCAGAGGUGAAUACGCAGGGUCUGGAUGACGACACACCACUUCAUGAUGCUUCCAGCAGCGGGCACAAAGAUAUUGUGAAACUUCUGCUUCGUCACGGCGGUAACGCUUUCCAAGCCAACAAGCGCGGCGAGCGCCCGGUGGAUGUGGCAGACUCUCAGGAGCUGGAACAGCUAUUAAAGGGAGAAGGGGCCGUGUCGGACCAUGAUGACAGCUCUUCAGAAUCUGAAGACCCGCCAUCUGUCAAUCCAUCCAGUGUCGAUGACAACAUGGAAGACUCUGAUACUGAAAAGGACUCUGCCACGAAAGCAUCGUCUUCCAUGCCGGGGAUGGAUGAGUACGAAUUUAAGGACGAGGAAGAGGAGGACAAUCUCAGUAAAGCCCUGAAUGACAGACACAUCCUCAGGAGGGAGCUACGACAGCCGGAGAAGGAGGAAAAAGACAGGAAUCACGUUGCAGUAAAGCAAAGCAACAAGGGGGAUUCCUCAUCAAAGUCCAAGAAGCAGAAGACGUCUCGUGUCCACUGCAGCUCGGAUACCUCCAGCGACGAAACGGAGAGCCUCUCAGAGAAGAGAAGCUCCCCCACCUGCUCUCAUAGCUCGGAGAAUGUCAAGCCGGACACGAGGUCGAAAAAGGACAAUACUGAGCAAAAGGACAAAGGUAAAGUUAAGAGGAAGAGCAAGAGCCAGAAUAAAAACAAAGAAAACCAAGAAGAUGGGAAAGAAAACAGCAAAACGCUAGUCCUCUCUCUGGCAACGGUGUCUGAAAGCACAGAGAAGGGCCGGGAGGAAGACUCUUUCAAGAUGUCUUUCAGUCCCAAAGAUGACUCAUCCGUCCACCUCUUCCACUUGUCAGCCAUCAAAUCUCCUAAACUGAACCACAGCCUGACAGAUAAACAGACACCACUCAAACAGGAAAAUGCAAAGAUGUGCGUUUCUAUCACUGACAGCUCGUGUCCAGUGGACGGUGUCAAAUACAACCACUACACAGACGCAGACUACUGCACUGAAGGCUCCAGCACGAAGGGGUGUAAGCACAAGGAAAAGAGCAAACAUCAACAGAAAGACUCCAGUGUGGACGGCGACGACGGCCACUCGAGCCCCUACAAAGACGGCAGCAUAGGAAACAGCAUAGACAGCGAGGGUGCCUUACGGAAGACUGAUUUGGACGGAAAAGUCGUGAAGAAGCAUAAAUUUAAACACAAAGAGAAAGACAAACACCGCAGGGAAUAUGAGGCAGAGCGGAGCCGCCAAAGGCAAAAGGAGGCCAGGAAAGACAGCCACAGGAAUUUGGAAUUUGACAGAGAGUUCUGGAAAGAAAAUUUUUUCAAAAGUGAUGAGACAGAUGAACCUCUGCCAGUAAAAAAGGAAAGUGAAGACAACAGCUCGCUUCAGAAGACUGCUGAUUCCUCUCCUGUGAAAGAUGAGCGAAACCCAAAGGAGAAACACUCCGGCAGCAAGGAAAAGAGGCCAAGAGAGGAGCGAGAAAAAGACAAGAGCGUGAAAAAGGAGCGGAAGGAGGCGGCAGGAAGAGAAGAGAAGGUGAAGGAUUCAAAGCUCAGCGAGCAUGACGAAAAGGUGGACUGCCAUGGCUCAGGGCGGAUUCCUGAGGAGUCGCAGCAGAGCAACAGCAUGAAAGAAGAGACAGAGGAGAAACCCAUAAGUGGGAUCACAGCUGAUCAAGAACAGCUGGAGCCUGCAGAAAAAGGCUCACGCGAGAAAACUGACAAGAGGCUCCCAGGAAAGGAAAAGGACUCAGACAAAAUGGAGAAAAGGCAUCUUGACAAGGAAAAAAAGGUCAAAACAGAGCACUCUGACAAAACCGAACCACAGAACUCAGUGGAUCGUUGGAAGGAAAAGGAGCGCGCGGGAUCCAUCUCUUCCGUUUCGCCUGGAGAGAAAAGCUACAAAGAAAACGAGAAGCUGAAAUCUUUAACCACAACAAAAAAGCAUGAAGACAGCAGGAAAAGUAAAGAUAAGUUUGACAAACGGUCUGAUAAGGAGAGGCAGGACAGAGACUAUAAUGCCGGGGAUCACAGAGAAAAGGAUCGCACAAGCUCUGAUAGGAAAGGAAAACCUCUGGAGAAGACCACGGAUCACAGUAAAUCUGAUCGCGCCAAAGAAAAGGACUUUGACAGGAAAAGAAGAGAUAAAAUAAAAGAUGGAACGCUGUCCUCGACCUCCAAUCUGAAAUUACUUUUAGAGGAGAAGAAAAGCCAUCUUUCUGAGAGCGGCAAGUCCUUAUCUACAAAAUCAAAGGAGGAAGCAGUGAGAACGCCGGAGAAGGAUCGCGAUAGGCGAGACCGUGACAAAGACUCGGAUAGACACAAGGAUAAAGAGCGACACAAAGACCGCUCCCAGCAGGCCAAAAUCAGCAAGGCCAAAUCCAGUGAGACGGAGGCAGACAAGGCCAAAUUGAAAGCCCCGCCAGCAAUACGAGACACCAAACCAAAAGAAAAGAGGCUUGUGAACGAUGACCUGAUGCAGACCAGCUUUGAGCGCAUGCUCAGCAUGAAGGAUCAAGAGAUUGAGCUGUGGCAUCGGAAGCACCUAGAAAAACUCAAACAGAAAGAGCGGGAAAGGCUUAAACAGCGGCCUGUGGCAGAUCCAGGGAAGUCCAAGCCUAAAGACAGAACAAAAACAGAACCAUGCUUGAGUAAGGAGCUAACACGCUCAAAAAGCUCUGAUACAUCUGAUGUCCACAGCAGAGAUAAAUCCCUGAAGGACGGCACUAGCCCCAGAACGGUGUCACUUGAUGGGAAGAGUCUGCCCUCUAUCAGCGCAAAGGUCAUAUCAGCCGUGGAAAACUGUCUGACGAGAUCACCCCGUCCUGAGAAUGACCGUUGUGGCAUCAUUUCCAGGUCUGUUUCUUUAGUCUCUGUUGCCAGCUCGGAGGAUUCGUGCCAGGCAACGACAUUAACUCCCAGAAAUGCCGAAUACGAUUCUGACGUAAACAUGGAAGCCUCAGACUCCCAGCCUGCAUUUCUCCAGUCUUCCCUCGUCAUUCAAGCUACAAGGUCGCCGUCUGUUCACGAUAAAGACUGCAACAGUCUUCCAGAUGUUUCACAAGGUAAUCGAGUGAUGUCCGGCAGGCAUGAAUCUCCUUACCUCAGGGCUAUUCUGGAUGAGGAUGCCAACUCAUCAACUGAAGGCAAAGCUGUUGAAAAUCUGCCAAAAUCCAACCUGACUGCGAUCCCAGCAGAGGAGCCGAGAAUGAAGGAGGCCUCAGAAACCGAGGAGAGCCUGAGUACACAACAAAAUUCAAAUUCAGUUACCGAUUCAGUCACAGAGGGGGAAGGAAGCACUGCUGGAUGCUCGACAACACAACUGUUAAAUAAAGAUCUUCCCAGUAAAAGCGUGACUCUUCCACAGUCCAGCAGCUCACAGUGCAGUAGUUCUCAAAGUGGGUCGGCGGAGCAGAAACCUCUUCCUCUAUCUGAGCCUCCUGCUGUCCAAGACAUCCAGUGUCAGAUGGAGACUUCACAGGCAGAAUGUGUUACUAAAGAAUCUGAUCAGCUGUCAGUACCUACAGCUUCUCAAGCUGCUGAGCUGUCAGCACUCACAAACACAAAGCUCUUCCAGCAUAGAGAACCACUCCCGUCUUCUGGUAUUGAGAAUCAGCAGCAGGCCGAGUUGGUUACCACGGAGGUUUCUGACCAAAAAGACACACUCGUGGAGACCGCUCACGGAACAGAACCAGAAAAUAUGGAAACGGAUGCAGAAAACUUGACAACAGAAGCGGCGGGGAGUCCCAUACCGUCCACCAGCUCGCACAUUCCCACCUCUGCUGCCAGAGAAUCCUUAACGGGUUUCAGCAGAUCCGAUGAGUCCAGGUCUUCUCAAGAGGAUGCCGAUGCAAGUGGCCAAGACUGCAAGAAAUCACAGCCUUCCAGCGACAUCUCAUGCCCAUGUCUCGAUGCUCUUACGGAAAAGGAAAGCAUGUCCUGUUCGAGCCCUGAACACAAGACUGAAGGGACAGCAGAUGUACCACAAAGCUCGCACAACAGCGGUGGUGGUGCUGCUGUCUCUUCUGCAACUGAGAGUUCAUCCGUUGAAGGCAGCCUGAGUACAGACAGCUCACCUGAAUCCAAAGCAGAGACCUCCUCGGAGCCCAUGGAGGUCACACCUGCCGAGGAGAAACCAGAGUCGUCCUCAGCUCUAGAAGAGCAGAGCCAAAGCGCUGUCCAGUCAGCAGAUCAAACUGACGUCAGCAGCAGCGCCUCAGGGAGUUCCUCUCCGCAAUCCGGAGACCGGGAGUCCGACUCCUCAGGGGCGAAGCUCAAGAUUCGCGCAGCAGACGAGGAAAUGGACAUUAACGUGCCCCAUCCACGCAAGAGGAAGAUGCCGAAGGUGUCGCUCUCCCAGCCGUGCUCCACCACUCAACAAGAGAGGGAACAGCAGUCGCUAGCGGCUAUCGUUGACUCUGUAAAGCUGGAGGAGAUCGAACCUUACCAGUCGGACAGGGCUAACCCAUACUACGAGUUCCUGCACAUCCGCAAGAAGAUCGAGGAGAAGCGUAAAGUGUUGUGCAGCGUCGCCCCGCAGCCGCCGCAGUAUUAUGACGAAUAUGUGACCUUUAAUGGCUCAUACCUCCUAGACGGGAACCCACUCAGCAAACUCUGUAUACCAACUAUAACUCCUCCUCCGUCAUUACCUGAGCAGCUCAAAGAGAUGUUCAAACAGCAGGAGGUGGUCCGCAUGAAACUACGACUGCAACACAGCAUUGAAAGGGAAAAGCUGAUUGUUUCAAACGAGCAGGAGGUCUUACGAGUCCAUUACCGGGCAGCAAGAACACUAGCCAAUCAGACUCUGCCUUUCAGUGCCUGCACCGUUUUAUUGGAUGCUGAAGUGUACAACAUGCCGCAGGACGUCCAGAGUGAUGAUGGCAAAACAUCAGUAAGGGACCGAUUCAACGCCAGGCAGUUCAUGUCGUGGUUACAAGAUGUCGACGACAAGUUUGACAAACUAAAGACGUGUCUUCUGAUGAGGCAGCAGCACGAGGCAGCAGCUCUGAACGCAGUGCAGCGCUUGGAGUGGCAGCUCAAGCUGCAGGAGCUGGACCCGGCCACCUACAAGUCCACCAGCAUCUUUGAGAUCCCCGAGUUCUACAUCCCGCUCGUGGAGGUCAACGACGACUUUGACCUGACCCCGAUAUGAGCUGUAGGACAGACGCGCUUUGCCACAGCGGCAGCUAAAUUGCUGACACGAGCGGGCAGCCUGCACAAUCGGGGAACAGGAAAGGAAAAAAUGUGAAGCACUUAUAAUGAGGCAGUGAUAAAAAAGAGCACUUAAAAAAGAGACCGUUUUAAUUCCAGAGCUCUUAGAGUCCAAAACAGGCCGCCCGCCCACGAGGACGGGGAAGGAAGACCGUCCAGGCAACAGACGUAGCCGGGGAGCCGAGACGAGAAGCAGGGCCAGGCGGUGCAGCGAGAGGAGGCGCCGUGUGGACGACAACACCUCAUCAAGCAGGGUCACACAAGUGAAAGAUUUCAAUUGUUUUCAAACUGAGUGUUCAUACAUUGUGUACAGACUGUGCUCUUAAUUUUUUUUAACUUAUUUUAUACAUAAAUUGUGCAUUUGUAAAUAGCCAUGUAAUUAUUGUUUUAAACUUGUAAAAAAACAACAAAAAAUGAUAGAUAUUUUGAUUGUAAACUUGUUCUGUCUGAUGUUUUAAUGGACCAAAGUUCUUUUCCCCCCCUUUUUUUCCUUUUUUUGAUAUCGAGUGUCCUCUUUGUUUGUGAUGUUGUCGUUGGCUUAAAAUCUUAAGCAUGUGUUGGCUUCGGUUGCUUCUUCUUCUUUCUUUUUUUUCUGUUUUGUUUUUGCUGUUUCUUCCUUCCUCAUCUGGACAUCCACGCCACAGCUGGUGUUCUUUGACUUUGGCAAUUAAAUGCUGUGCAUGCGUUGCAUUGUUUGUACUUUUUUCCUAAAGAGCUGUACUGUGGACUUAAUUGUGAGGUUUACUGAAGUGUUCAGACUUUUUUUUUUUUGUUGUUUUUCUUUUUCCCCUUUUUUGCGCCAUUGUGUUAUGUCCUUAUUGUGGCCUCACUCCUCAUGUUGUUCAUUGUGUCUUGUGCACAUUAAAGUCUGUUGUGGCUUCCAAGGAAACAAAAAAACAACAAAAAAAAAAUCAUACUUUUACAGUUUCAUUGUGAGAUCACAACAAAUCCUAUUUUUUCAGCAUAAUGCCUUUUGAACGAUAGUUCUAAAAAAGUCUAUUUUAAUAUUUACUUGUUACAUGACUUGUAGAUAUUUGUAAUAUAUAAUUGAAUAAAUUUUAUUUGUUGUGAAAUUA
Molecule: messenger RNA, 7251 nt
Organism: Neolamprologus brichardi
Lineage: Eukaryota; Metazoa; Chordata; Actinopteri; Cichliformes; Cichlidae
Gene: ankrd12
Product: ankyrin repeat domain 12
Cellular component (GO): nucleoplasm
Molecular function (GO): protein binding
Source: RefSeq, a predicted model, not a curated record